GCUCGAACCCGUGUGGGCUAACGUGACCUUGCCCCCGCCCCUACGCCCGCCCACCACCUGUUCGACGCUUUGACUCAACCACGUUUUUUCUUGGCUUUUUCCUUGUUGUCUUGUCUGAGAUUUUUCAUUCAAACUGUGGCUGUAUCAGUUGGGAGCGAGGACCCCAUCAUCGAGGAGAAGACAGCGAAUCGAGGCGGUGAUUGGUUGUUGAUGGCAACCUUCGCCUCUUUUCUGUCCUGUUCUUCUCCUCCUCCUCUUCCGCCUCUGCGCCGCCGUGUUUUGCCUCCCGUGUCUUUUUCUGUUUUCUGCCCCACAAGAAAUUUUGGUAGGUUCCGACCUUUGGGAACUAGGGUUUUCGCUUCUUCAGCUUCCUCUUCUUCUGCUUGGGAAUUUAGUUCCAGCGACGGAAAUCCGCAAUCAAAGAAAUCGAUCCUCGUUAAUUUAAUACGAGAUAUAGAGCCGUUGGAUGUGAGCCUAAUUCAGAAAGAUGUUCCUCACACAACUAUAGAUGCCAUGAAGAGGACCAUAUCCGGUAUGCUGGGGUUGCUUCCAUCCGAUCAAUUUCAAGUGAUGGUCGACGCAUUGUGGGACCCGCUUUCCAAGCUUUUGGUGUCUUCUAUGAUGACGGGGUACACGUUGCGAAAUGCUGAGUAUAGGUUUAGUCUUGAGAGGAAUCUUGAGAUAUAUUUCGGAGAUAAUAGAUCAGAAAAUGAAGAUUCUAGUUUUGAAACCGAGACGGAACAUCCGAAUGACGAAGGAAUUAGUGGAAACUUUAGACAAGAAAGCUUGCCGACAUCUGUUAACUCGGGAGAAACGACGUAUGACAUCCCGAAUUUUGGUGAACUGACCCUUGAAGCUCGACAACACAUUUUGAAAUUGCAUUCUCAUUUAACUUCUGUCAAAAAGGAACUCCAAGAAGUAAAGAGGAAAAGUGCAGCUCUUCAGAUGCAACAGUUUGUUGGGGAAGAUCAGAACGACUUGUUGGAUUAUUUACGAUCUCUCCAACCAGAAAAGGUAGUCGAGCUAUCGGAACCAACAUCACCCGAGCUAAAAGACACAAUCCACUCAGUAGUACACGGUCUCUUGGCCACACUUUCUCCAAAGAUGUACUCAAAAGGCCCCGACGUAGGCGACAGUGGAACUGUAGGAACUGUAGAGGCUGUAACCGAAGGAGAUUGUAUUGAUCUAGUCGAGAACACUUCUCUUCAAUUCCAGCCUCUUAUCUCAUUGCCUCGCGAUUAUUUGGCUCGCUUACUGUUCUGGUGCAUGCUGUUGGGACACUACCUUAGAGGCUUAGAAUACAGGGUGGAGCUUAUGGAAAAUCUGUCGUUGCCUUGUGCUGUGGUGAGUGAUGCUUCGACCGGGGAACAAAUUGUUUAAUUCCAUACGAUCAAGAUCGUGUAGAUGCUUUUUUUUUUAAACUUUGUUUCAUAUGUGUGUGUGUGUGCGCGUGUGUAUAUACAAGUUAUCUUGUCAACAAGAACAUUAAUUUGUGUCCUGAAAUCAUAAAUAAAUUGAUGUUGCCCCCAUUUUUCUAAAACAAUGGAAAUAUGAAAUUCUCUA
Messenger RNA from Erythranthe guttata (spotted monkey flower), 1563 nucleotides. RefSeq names its product MAR-binding filament-like protein. Lineage: Eukaryota; Viridiplantae; Streptophyta; Magnoliopsida; Lamiales; Phrymaceae. The record is from RefSeq and is a predicted model, not a curated record.